CUUCCUUGUUCGAAUCUUUUUUGGUCAGAUUUUGGUUCGAAUUUUGCUCAUUUUUGGUUUCUUGGUUUCUUGAUUUCUUGGUUUCUUGGUUCUACCAAUAUUGCUUCAUCAUUAUUCCAAUCAUUAUAUAUUUCAUCGUUAUUUUACUGUCAGCACCGAAAUGCUGAAGAUCGGAUGGUGUCCGGAAAAGGACACCAGAUUAUGCAUCGGCCCAUCUGCCGAUGAACUCCUCCGACUCAAGGCAGGGUACUAGAUUCUGCAUCAACCCAUCCCCCUCCGCCAUUUAUAUUGAUUCCUACCUCUUCGUCAUUGCCACGGCGGUCCUCCAGCAUUCACUCGGGGUCAACUCAAGCUAUGGAAUUUGCGAAGCCAUGUCAACUCAAGUUAUGGCAUUUGCGAAGCCAUGUCAACUCAAGUUAUGGCAUUUGCGAAGCCAUGGUUGCCACAGAUUGCAUCCAUGGUUCCCUACGGGGACAUGCUCCAACUGCGGGGGACGUCUCUCUACUACAUCUACUACAUCUACUCGCCAAUGCCACAUCUAUGGCUAGCGUUCAAACGAAGUGGUCGUUGGAUCACUGAUAAUACCUUUUAUCCGCUGAAAGAUACACGGCAGCUCGAAGAGGGACAGACAUUCAAUGCCUUCAAGGGUUACAUUUUGCCUACCAAGACAAAAGAACGCCAAGGUUCAAGUAUGGCACGGCCCGGGGUCUACGAGAGGCCCAGGUCGUGCCAUAAUGCACAAAAUUCGCCGAACACAGCAACGAACUCGUCGCCAAUAAAAAGCCCGCGCCGGAACUCCCGGGAGCCAGCCUCCCCUGUACUGGCAAGAACAGUAGCAUCUGGUCCCAUUCGCGGACCUGUGCAAAACAGUCAAAGGCGUCUUCUGCCAGAUAACAAUAAUGGCCAAGCGGUAGCUCAGAAUCAAGAGCUACACAACGACCAGAAGCUUCUCGCCUACGAGAGAAUCCAAGAUGCCAGCCGAUAUUUCCUCAACCAGUUGAAACCCCUGUUCGCAGAGUUGCUAAUCGCACCAACCAACAAAGAAAUCGCUCUGGCCUGGUGUCGAGUUCAACCUCCGCCCAAUCCUUCAUCCCUAGGAUACUCUGCAGACUGUGCUGCCGCAACAGAAAUUCCAUCACGUUUUCUUGUGUUAAUCCUAGCGUGUCUCCAGCUCAAUGGUCAACCCGCGCUGUUCCCGUCAUGACUUUCGCGGCAUCUUUCCAAAUGUGGUAUUUUAGUGUCGAGCUACUCAGCAUCUUGCAAUUGCGAGGAAUGCGAUCUCUUCCUAUUGGCUGCAAAUAAGCGAUCUUCAUAGCCACGAUGCAGGAGUCGUUUAAUGGCUGCGGUGGAUUACGUCGACCUUUCGCGGCAUCAUCCCAAGAGCGGAAGAGGCUG
Trichoderma harzianum CBS 226.95 is the source of this 1395-nucleotide messenger RNA. RefSeq lists its product as hypothetical. The record is from RefSeq and is a predicted model, not a curated record. Lineage: Eukaryota; Fungi; Ascomycota; Sordariomycetes; Hypocreales; Hypocreaceae. The coding region runs from base 404 to 1204 and encodes 266 amino acids. The transcript has 4 exons.